Molecule: messenger RNA, 1182 nt
Organism: Aspergillus welwitschiae
Lineage: Eukaryota; Fungi; Ascomycota; Eurotiomycetes; Eurotiales; Aspergillaceae
Exons: 5
Coding region: 93-863 (256 amino acids)
Source: RefSeq, a predicted model, not a curated record
GUCUGGGCAUGUGGGUGUACCUACAUCAAAAGUGAUCAAAGCUAUAUAAUACAAAUUAUUCUCUCACUUAUAGGAUAAUCCACAGGUCAAACAUGCCUCCUAAGCGGAAGCAUUCCAGCAAUGGACCCGAGCAAAGGAGUGAGGCGCGCAACAAGCCUUACGCCUACUUGAAGCCCCAGGUCCGGCAGGUCUCCGAAAGGACCAUCAAAUCCAAGUGGUCCACACUUCCGGAGCCUGUUCAAGACAGGGUGCGCGACAUGUUUCGGGCCCUGGAGCGUCCGGUUAUCGUAAGACAGCAGAACGAGGGCAAACGUAUCGAAGCACAGGCUGCUGUUCAGGCUGUUGUGAAAAAUCUAGGAAAAAGGCUCCCGCGCAUGCCAUUUCCUCCAGUUACGAAAGACUCUGUCUUUGAGUACGAGGCAGCGCUCAAAGAACAUUGCUCCUUGGAGGCUACUUUAGCCACCGUGACUGAUAGUAUUGAUCUCUUAAAGGCUGAAGUCGAAAAGGAAGAAGCUAUGCUCGAAAGAGAGAAAAAGCAACUCCAGGAGAUGGAGAGGAAUGCGAAGCGAGCGGAAGCGGAGAGGAAGAGGCAAUCAAAGAACGAACAUCCUGUUCUGCGGCAGGUCGACAGCUUGCCUGAUGAGUAUAAUCAGAAGCAGACCGAGUUUACCCUUGCGGGAGGAAAAGAAACCCAGACGACGUUCGACGAGCUUGAAAAUGACCCAGAAGUCUCGAAUAUCUUGAAACAACUGACUGGACAUCUGAAGUCAAUGCAAAACAACACCGCACCCGUCGCUGGUUUGAAGGACGCAAUUGGCAGGUCACAUGCAGCAUUAAGUCUGACUUUCAUGCCCGAAGACUGAACUUACAGAAUUCUGCAUCAAUGGCAAGUUCAGAACGAGUGUGCUGUUACAGCGUGUACGACAUGUGGUGCGUAUAUCCAAAGAUGCAAGCCCAUGCCAGUCUUUAAGACAGCUUGGAAAACGGGUCCAUGCGCAGGACGGUAUUCGACAUCAUGCAAUGGACCAAGGUACCUGCGAGCCAGUUUUGACGCUACCUGGAAUGGCUACCGUCUCAACUGUGUACAAAACCCCUGGCGGGACACCAGUGCUAUACGGGGCUAAACGAAUUCCCGCGCCUUGGAGACCUAGUCCUCCUAUUCAGGACAAGCUAAGCCCUCAU